AUGGCUGUGUUUUGGUCCCUGCCCGUUGUUGCUGCCCUGCUGUUCGUGGCGACGAGCGGGGCAGCGGAGAAGACGUAUCAGAACCCGGUUAUUGAUAGCAAUCAUCCCGAUCCGGGGGUGUACCUGGAGGAUGGUCUCUACUACGCCGUGACGACCUCGGGUGACGAUGAUAACAGUUUUCCCAUCCUGACCUCUUCGGAUCUUGUCAACUGGACGCAGCGCGGCUACAUUUUUCCUUCCGGUCAGCAGCCGAGUUGGUCCAAGUUGGAUUACUGGGCACCCGAGAUCCAUCGGGUGGCACCACACCGCUACAACUGCUAUUUUGCGGCGCGGCAUACCGAUGGAACGUUGAGCGUGGGGGUCGCUACGGCCACCAGCCCUCUGGGCCCUUACACGGAUCUGGGCUAUCCACUUGUCCACACGCCGGGCAUGGGGAACAUCGACGUGUCCUUCUUCAAUGACACGGAUGGUCGCCAGUAUCUGGUUUGGAAGCGUGAUGGCAAUGGUGCCAGCCCCCCGGUACCUACCCCGAUCUUUGUGCAGCAGAUCACGAACAACGGAACCACGCUCGUGGGCGAGGCCCACCAGGCCAUUACGAAUGACCAAGCAUGGGAGGGUCCUUUGGUGGAAGGACCCUGGAUCAUUUUGAGGAAUGGCACAUACUACAUCUUCUAUUCGGCCAAUGGAUUUACCUCGCCCAAAUACGCGCUUGGUGUGGGGCGCGCGGACACAGUGACUGGCCCUUACACCAAGGCCACUGAUAAUCCCUUUUUGGCCAGCGAUAGCAGCUCGUCACCAGCGUCGUUUCGUGGCCCCGGCCACUGCUCUGUAGUUGGUACGGUGGGUGGCAACUGGCUUGCAACCUGGAUGUCGGUGUGCCUUCCUGCAAAUUGCCCGUCAUCCCCCUUUUUUGUGGAGCCACGUGCCUACGGUUGUGACUUUUAUGCGCUUGGCCUUAGUCGCCAGCACCUCUCUGACUGGGCGGUGGUGUACCACGCGUGGCAUGAAGGGGAAGUGGGCAAUUCCUACCGCCCCAUGAUGCUAGACCAACUGUUUUGGAACGAGACGACGGGCUGGCCCUAUGUUCGUAACCGUCAAGCCUCUUUUACGCCUGAGCCUUACAUUGCUUAA
Messenger RNA from Monosiga brevicollis MX1, 1131 nucleotides. RefSeq lists its product as uncharacterized. Gene Ontology annotation, molecular function: hydrolase activity, hydrolyzing O-glycosyl compounds. The coding region runs from base 1 to 1131 and encodes 376 amino acids. Gene Ontology annotation, biological process: carbohydrate metabolic process. The record is from RefSeq and is a predicted model, not a curated record. Lineage: Eukaryota; Choanoflagellata; Craspedida; Salpingoecidae. The transcript is spliced from 8 exons.